GAGGGAGUUUCUUGGUUGCUGCCAUUUUCAAAGCCAGUUAUAAGUCAAAAAAAUCGUGUACCAAAAAAAAAAUUUUUUUAAUGAUUAAAAACUUUAUAAUACAUAAUAACAAUAAGGAUUUAGGACUUACACAACAAUUGAAAGAACUUUUAGCCUUGCCGUGUAAGUAGAGGCUGUGAAUAGGGAUAAAAUCUACCCCUCUGUCAUCCACGCGUGCAUCAUUGCUGUCAUUAUUCUUGACAAAACGUUGCCGGAAAACCCGAAAACCAAAUUGUGUCGUGCAGUUAUUGAAUGACAAUAUUAGUUUAUAAAUAUUUUUGAGUUAAAAGUUUUUGAAACUAAAUUUCACUGGCUCGGUUUUUUAGUGUGGUUGCUUUGGUAUUGAGUUUUAAUUCCCGGCGGCUUGGUGCAGUUCAGCGCAGCACCAGUACCACCAACCUAAGAUAUUUCAGCACACGCAAGACGAAAUCUAAACUCUUGAAUUUAAGAAAAGCAAAACAACAAAUACCCUCUGAGGAGUCUCAUCAAUUGUGGUGUCUUGAAUAUAUUUGGUCCGACCGACAAGGAUCGCGAGACCGGCUUUUGCCAGGGGCCUCAUCAGCUUGCAAUGCCACCAAAAAAUUACAUGCUUCCACCUACUCACUAAUUAGUGAGCAGUGCAAUGCCAGAAGAAUCCCCUUCGAAUGAAACUUUGGGUCUUGUUAUUCAACGUAUUCUUAUAGCGCAGUCUUUUUACGAGCGCUCGCCUGAAUUUUGGGAGCAUACGCCAAAUUCAUCAGCAACAGAAGAAGUAAUUGUCAAGAGACAUCCUUACUGUUAUAAUAAAAUGACAUUACCGAGUGCCGCUCGCGUUUACACGGAUGUGAAUGCGCACAAACCGGAUGAAUAUUGGGAUUAUGAAAAUUACGUUGUCGAUUGGGCUAAUCAAGAUGAUUACCAGCUAGUCCGAAAAUUGGGACGAGGCAAAUAUUCUGAAGUCUUCGAAGCUAUAAAUAUUACCAAUAACGAGAAAUGUGUCGUCAAAAUCUUAAAGCCAGUUAAAAAGAAGAAGAUUAAGCGCGAAAUUAAAAUUUUAGAAAACUUACGCGGCGGAACCAAUAUAAUUACUUUGUUGGCCGUGGUGAAGGACCCAGUAUCACGCACUCCUGCCCUUAUUUUCGAACAUGUUAACAACACAGAUUUUAAACAGUUGUACCAAACGCUUACAGAUUAUGAAAUACGUUAUUACCUGUUUGAAUUAUUAAAGGCUCUCGAUUAUUGCCACAGUAUGGGAAUAAUGCACCGUGACGUCAAACCCCACAAUGUAAUGAUAGAUCACGAAAAUCGUAAGUUGCGUCUCAUUGAUUGGGGUUUGGCCGAAUUCUAUCAUCCAGGUCAAGAAUAUAAUGUACGAGUAGCAUCACGCUACUUCAAGGGCCCCGAACUAUUGGUCGAUUAUCAAAUGUAUGAUUACUCACUUGAUAUGUGGUCACUGGGAUGCAUGUUAGCUUCAAUGAUUUUUCGCAAAGAGCCAUUUUUCCAUGGACACGACAAUUAUGAUCAACUCGUGCGUAUAGCUAAAGUGCUGGGCACCGAAGAGCUCUAUGCAUAUCUCGAUAAGUAUAAUAUCGAAUUGGAUCCAAGAUUCCAUGAUAUAUUGCAGCGACACUCACGCAAACGAUGGGAACGUUUUGUUCAUUCCGACAAUCAACAUCUUGUGUCGCCAGAAGCGCUCGAUUUUCUUGACAAGCUUUUGCGUUAUGAUCAUGUGGAGCGACUAACUGCCCGAGAGGCAAUGGCGCAUCCAUACUUCGCGCCUAUUGUUAAUGGCCAAAUCAAGUCGAAUAACCAGCAGUAGGGAUAGAAUCCAUAUUCAGCAACUAUUUAGGGGAUGUGGUGGUCAAUAACACGAUAUAGAAUAUCAAGAAGCAGCGUAGAACUAAAAUCGCCAUAAUUUGAUCGUACGAUACAAAUUUUUUGCUAAUAAAACAACAGUUGUAUCAUUUGAUGGCAAAUUUGAAAUUUCAUAUUUUGGACUGUUACUAUCAUAAAAUAUUCAUUAAAACGAACAUAUUAUAAUACAAUAAUAAUAACAAACGAUUAUUAUCAUGAUAUUUAAUAAAAAAAAACUGUGUAAGAAAAAUAUAAAAAACGGGGAAAAUAAAAAUCACAUACUAAAAAAUACUA
Stomoxys calcitrans (stable fly) is the source of this 2166-nucleotide messenger RNA. RefSeq names its product casein kinase II subunit alpha (gene CkIIalpha). Gene Ontology annotation, biological process: protein phosphorylation. The transcript has 3 exons. The record is from RefSeq and is a predicted model, not a curated record. Gene Ontology annotation, cellular component: nucleus; cytosol; protein kinase CK2 complex. Bases 662 to 1837 code for a protein of 391 amino acids. Lineage: Eukaryota; Metazoa; Arthropoda; Insecta; Diptera; Muscidae. Gene Ontology annotation, molecular function: ATP binding; protein serine/threonine kinase activity.